Molecule: messenger RNA, 2544 nt
Organism: Aspergillus glaucus CBS 516.65
Lineage: Eukaryota; Fungi; Ascomycota; Eurotiomycetes; Eurotiales; Aspergillaceae
Product: putative PHD transcription factor
Exons: 1
Coding region: 1-2544 (847 amino acids)
Biological process (GO): positive regulation of DNA-templated transcription
Cellular component (GO): Set1C/COMPASS complex
Source: RefSeq, a predicted model, not a curated record
AUGGUUGCCGACUCAAACCCUUACGAGACACAUGCGACACGGAUACCUAAAGACGACCCUUAUAUCUCCCGAAGUCCGCAAUACGGCCGCUAUGCCCCUCGCGAUGACGAUUUCAAACCCCGCUAUGAUCGCUGGUAUCUGUCGGAACCGGAAGUGAAUUCUUACUGGGAGAAGGUUGUCAGAAACACUUGUGUUCAGGAAAACUCCUUGAACGACCCCAGGACUCAAGAUGCUUUCGCUAGUGGUAGCGUGGUCAUUCGGGUCGAUGAGGAAGGUGUGGACGAUUCAUCCGCGGAGAGAUACUCCUACGUCAACGCCAACGAGAUUUCGUCGGCAAGGAAAGCGGAGGAUGCGCUUAAGGAGAUCGGGAUUGCUGUGCCGGUGAUAUACUUCUGUGGGGUUGUUGAUGGGAAGAAUGUCACGGUCGAGUCGCGCGUACCCGGGGUUUCUUUGGAAGUUGCAUGGAGGUAUCUUGCGCGCGAGCAGAUCGAUAAGCUUAAACAGCAGUGCCGCCGUAUCAUACAACGACUGGCCGCCGUCGACAGCGCUUCAGAUGGACCGUCUUACGUCUGUAGCGGACUCAAUUCACAUCUCCCGCCUGAUGUCUCCGAACAAGAGAAGAAAAUAUUGUUCAAGGAAAAAGCAGAGCAGGAUACUUUAUAUUUGACUCACAAUGACCUAGUCAGAUCCAAUAUCAUCGUCAAAGACGAUCAGGUGGUGGGAGUUCUUGGCUGGCGACAAUGCGGUUUGUUUGGUCUCGACCGUGCCGCCAGAGUGCAUAAAGUUUUCAGGGUUCCGGAGAUCUCAUACCUUAGUGGGGAUGGGGAUGAUGCUGAUGGGGCAAUGGCAUGGGCCGAUCUUUAUGACGGUGUCUCAGAAACAUCAGUAAAGAGUGAGGCAACAGCGCCGCAAGAUGCUACAGAGCCGCAAGUAAAAACCGAGCCCGAUGCGAUGAACUUGGAGAAACUACCCGCUAGCGAAGACGCGGAUGCCAAGCCUGCUUUGGGUCAACUCGAUGGCGCAGAUCUACCGAACGAACAUCCCACGCCAAAGAAAAUCGCUAACCUCAAGCACGGCUUGACCUCCAGAGCAUCAUCAUCAGAACGAUCUUCCCCUGCAAACUCUACAAAAGGCGCAGCAACGGGAAGAAAAUCCACAGGUGGUGGCAAAAAGGGAACGGCCAAAAAGUCAACAGCCAAAAAGCGCAAGGUCAAUGACCAAGACACUGAAAGUGUCGACUCGCGACGUUCCAACACACCCUCAUCAACCCGUGCCAGCAAGACACCCGCUGUAAAGAAACAAGGCUCAGCGUCUGCAGCGGGAUCGCCAGCACCAGUACCGGUGCCCCAACGUAAACCGAAGAAGUCUAAAAAGGCUGCUAAAAACGGGGAUGGUGACGAUGAUGACGACGAUGACGGGGUCUUUUGCAUCUGUCGCAGAGGGGAUAAUCAUACUUGGAUGAUUGGUUGUGAUGGGGAAUGUGACGACUGGUUUCACGGGAAAUGUGUCAACAUUGAUCGGAGAGAUGCGGACUUGAUUGACAAGUAUAUCUGCCCGAAUUGUCAUGAGAAAGGCAAAGGCCGCACCUCUUGGAAGCCAAUGUGCCGUUUGCCAGAGUGUCGGAAGCCGGCACGUGUCAACCAGAAAGGACCAAGUAAAUACUGCUCAGACGAUCAUGGUCGGGAAUUCAUGCGUCUGAAAACACAGCAUUUCCUGGGCCCGGGAGCAGGAAUUGCAAAUGGAGAUCAGGACCCCAAGGCCCGAGAUGAUAUCGGCAGCAGAGGCGGCGUUCUCACUGCCAGUGAACUCAAAGCCGCUAUAACGGACGCUUCAUCUGCAAUAGAGUUCCGCAGACUAGGCGAACGCAUCGUCACACCACCACCAGAAGAAGAGGACGACAAGAAGAACCUCGAGACACAGGACCAACCAAAGAAGGAAAAGAAACUCGGCCUAGACGUCGACGCCAAGGGCCUCACAUACACCCCAGACGAAGCAGCCAAACUCGAGAAACUCCGCAAGCGCCGCGACGAGAUCCUCCACCGCCAGGAACUGCUGACAUCACGCGAUACCUUUAUAAACCUCGUCCGCCAACGAUCCAAGACUAUUGUGGAACGGUUAAAGCAGACAGAUCCCAAGGGUGGAUGGAAGGAUAUCUGUGGGUACGACUCGCGGGUAGCAUGGGCCGACGAGGAAUUCGAUGAAUGGAGACAGACGCCUGUUGGCGAGAAGGCGAUGAAGGAUGGUACACUCGAUCCUCCUACCGAUGCCGAUGGCGAUACUGCCAUGGACGAGGGUAACAACAAGGAAGGUAGCGACAACGAGGACGAUAAUGGUAUCGAAGCCUUAGCCCGCGGUGUCUGUACCAAGAAACGGUGCGAAAGACACAAACAGUGGGUCAAAGUACAUCAAGAAGAUAUCCUGUUCGAGCAGAACACAGCUCAAGAGGACAUUCGGAAAUGCGAAGAUGAGGCCCAGAUCGUGGUGGAAAGGGCUGUUUUGAGAAUGUGGGCGGAAAUAGAGAACGCUCAUGUUGGCGGGGCUUAG